Coprinopsis cinerea okayama7#130 is the source of this 1737-nucleotide messenger RNA. Its product is annotated as amidophosphoribosyltransferase. Gene Ontology annotation, biological process: purine nucleobase biosynthetic process; purine nucleotide biosynthetic process. The coding region runs from base 1 to 1737 and encodes 578 amino acids. Gene Ontology annotation, cellular component: cytoplasm. Gene Ontology annotation, molecular function: amidophosphoribosyltransferase activity. NCBI's taxonomy places the organism in Eukaryota, Fungi, Basidiomycota, Agaricomycetes, Agaricales, Psathyrellaceae. The record is from RefSeq and is a predicted model, not a curated record. The transcript is spliced from 10 exons.
AUGAGUGAUGAGGAGAUUAGGGCUUUCGGACUCGGAGCUGCGACUCCGACUGAGAAAUCUCGGGAACACUAUUCUGCGUUAGGGUCCAGACAGAACAUGUGCGGAAUCUUAGGCUUGUUCUUGCACGAUCCGAACGUCGAUGCUGCCCCCGAAAUCUGUGAGGGGUUGUCAUUGUUGCAGCAUCGGGGCCAGGAUGCAUGCGGAAUCAUCACCUGUGGACCCAAGGGCCGUCUCUAUCAAUGCAAAGCGAACGGCAUGGUUAGAGAUGUCUUUGACGCAACUGCUGUGUCCAGGCUAAUUGGCAGCAUGGGUGUCGGGCAUGUGCGAUACCCGACUGCUGGAAGCUUCAACAACGCAGAGGCCCAACCGUUCUAUGUCAACUCGCCAUAUGGCAUCUGUUUUGCUCACAACGGCAACCUCGUCAACACCGAGACCCUCAUCCAGUUCAUGGAUGAAGAAGCUCACCGUCAUAUCAACACCGCGUCCGAUUCUGAACUCUUGCUCAACAUUUUCGCUUACAACCUCCAACAAACUGGAAAGUUUCGCAUCAAUGAAGAGGAUAUCUUUACGGCCUUGACGGCCAUGGUCAAGCAAGUCAAGGGUGCUUAUGCCUGUGUCGCUAUGCUCGCUGGAUUUGGAGUUAUCGCUUUCCGAGAUCCGAAUGGUAUCAGGCCUGUCGGUAUGGCAAAGCGGAAGUCUGGUUGUGGAUAUGAUUAUAUUGUGGCCAGCGAGAGCGUUGUCGCUGAUGCUGGAGGGUUCUCCGAUUGGGAUGAUGUCAAACCUGGCGAGGCCAUCAUCAUUACGCGAAACAAAGUUACCCGAAGACAGAUUGCGGAACCAGCAACUUUCGCUCCUGAUAUCUUCGAAUAUGUCUACUUUGCUCGACCUGACUCCGUGAUCGACGGUGUGAGCGUGUAUCGGAGUAGGAUGUCGAUGGGUGAUGUCCUGGCCGAAAAGGUUCGGAAAAUCGUCGAGCAGGAAAAUAUCCAGAUUGACGUCGUUAUUCCUGUCCCUGAUACCUCAAGAGUUGCUGCGCUGAACCUGGCCCAGAAGCUUAGACUUCCUUAUCGUGAAGGUUUCAUCAAGAACCGCUACGUCGGAAGGACCUUCAUUAUGCCAGGCCAACAAAUGAGGAAGAAGAACGUGCGACGGAAGCUCAAUGCCAUGGCGCUAGAGUUUGCCGACAAGAACGUUCUUAUCGUUGAUGAUUCUAUCGUCCGCGGCACCACCUCCAAGGAGAUCGUUCAGAUGGCCAAAGAUGUCGGGGCUAAAAAGGUUAUCGUGGCGAGUUGCGCACCACCGAUUCGAUAUCCCAACGUCUACGGUAUUGACAUGCCGUCGCGAAAGGAGCUGGUCGCGUACGGCCGUGACGAGGAGGCCAUUGCAAAGGCUAUCGGUGCCGAUCGGGUGAUCUUCCAAACCCUCCCAGACCUCGAAGAGUCGGUCAGGCAAUGGAAUCCGGCAAUCACAUCCUUCGACUGCUCCGUGUUUAAUGGCGAGUACAUCACUGGCGGCGUCGACGAGGAAUACUUGCAACACGUCGAGUUCCUCCGUGCGGAUAAUGCGCGGGGGAAACUACAGCUCGACACAGCUUGCUUGGAGCACAAGGGCGCAAACGGCGUGAACGGCAGCGUGGACAGGGAAAGGGCCAGCUAUACCAACUCCAGUACACCUGUUACUGGUACUGAUGAUACCGUCGGAUUGCACAACACAUUCACUACUUACACGCCCAAGUAA